This is a messenger RNA of Etheostoma cragini (Arkansas darter), 997 nucleotides long. It is a transcript of the gene pex11b, whose product is annotated as peroxisomal biogenesis factor 11 beta. Lineage: Eukaryota; Metazoa; Chordata; Actinopteri; Perciformes; Percidae. Gene Ontology annotation, biological process: peroxisome fission; regulation of peroxisome size. The transcript is spliced from 4 exons. Gene Ontology annotation, cellular component: peroxisomal membrane. The record is from RefSeq and is a predicted model, not a curated record. Bases 226 to 981 code for a protein of 251 amino acids.
UGUCUAUGGGUCAUAUCUGUGUCUGAGUACACUCCAUUUAACGGUCUACGUGAGGAAAGCAAGCAACUUGAAAACAUAAAUAGUCAAGCUCUUCUGAGCUGUCCUCAGUACUUGCAACACAUAGCUGCUAACUAGCAGCUGAAGAGUUGUUGACAUAAACAGGUAGCCGGUGGAAAGUUAACUAGUUAAACAACAGCUGUUACAGGCCAACAUCAACAAGCCAGUAUGGAAUCUUGGGUUCGGUUUAACGCCCAGAGCCAAGCCAAGGAGAGAGUCAUUAGGGCUGCUCAAUAUGCCUGCACGCUGCUGGGCUACACACUGCAGAAGGGUGGGGCAGCGGCUGAGCUGCAAAAAACCGUCAGUCAGCUGGAAGCACACAUGAGCCUAUCAAGAAAGCUGCUGCGCCUGGGAAACUCUGUGGAGGCGCUGGAGGCCGCCAAGAGGGCCAUACACCUUUCUGAUAGUGUGCUGAGGCUCUGCCUGACAAUCAGCCACCUCAACAGAGCCAUGUAUUUUGCCUGUGACAACGUCCUGUGGGCUGGAAAAAUUGGCCUCGUCUCCAAACUGGACCAGCACAAGUGGAGUCAGAGAUCUUUCAGGUACUACCUCUUUGCUCUGAUCCUCAACCUGACUCGAGAUGUCUAUGAGCUGCACCUCCUCAUUGAGUGUGAAGCACGUUACAGAGCUGCCAGAUCGCCACCCUCGCCCAGGCCCACCAUGCCCACUGACCACUUGUUGUCCCACUCCACUCCGGAUAUGUUGGCUUGGCUCCGCAGACAGCUCCACCUGCUGGUGACAGUGCUGCACAGCAAUCCCCCACUGCUGUUGGACCUGCUGAAGAACAGUUGUGAUAUCUUCAUCCCACUAGACCGGCUGGGGAUUUACGGUACAGGGCAAGGCUUUGUUGGGGCCUGUGGUCUGGCCUCCUCCGUCCUCUCCAUCCUUACCAUGGUCCACCCCUGGCUCAAGCUUAAGCCAUGAACUCAGAAACACAGGU